Molecule: messenger RNA, 3601 nt
Organism: Frieseomelitta varia
Lineage: Eukaryota; Metazoa; Arthropoda; Insecta; Hymenoptera; Apidae
Exons: 10
Coding region: 359-2401 (680 amino acids)
Source: RefSeq, a predicted model, not a curated record
UCUGGUUCUUCUUCCUAAUCACUCUGGAUUGACUGGAUACACCGGGACCUGAUCUCCAAACGCGUGUCUAUAAUUUUCCGGUUUGCCGUGUUUUCACAGGCACACCCCACACGCCUUUACUUGUUGCUGCUCCACGGUGAUUCCAUGCGCGUUUCUAUCGAUCCCGGUGCCCCCUAUAUAAAAGGACGUGUCAUCGGUAGUCAUGAAAGAGGUAGAUCGGACCAAUAUUCCACCACGUAGCCCCGUGGAGGAUCGUCACAGCGGAACCACGACAGAGUGAGGGUGAACGCGUAAACCAAAUAGGAGACGUUGGGACCUGGUUGUGUCGGCGCGGAUGACUAAUUAAGAACCAAGUAAAAUGUUGCCUCAAGAAUGGCUACUGGCGUUUUUACUCGUGGGGCUGGCGACAGCGUUGACACCCUUGCCCCAUCAUUCGACGGAGGAGUCCCUGAAGAGCGCUUUGGACGCCAUUACUAGAAAACAACGAUCCCUGGAUACGAACUCGCAGGACUACUACAAUGAUCUACGUUCGUUUAAAUAUCACGGCGGAGAGAGAGAGAGAAAACUGGACAGAGAACGUCAAGGUGAAAGGGAAAUGGAAGAGGAAGAGGAGGAAAUAGAAUUCUUACCCAAUGAAACUGGGCAAUUAGAGACUGUUGGAAACGGUUUCCAAGAUUUGAACAAUAAACUGCUCGAGAAAGCCCUGAUUGAUUAUCUAGAGAACAUUCUCCAACAGCAGGAGGAACCAGUCACGUCGUUGUUCCGAGAACGCGAACGAAGUUCCAGUCGUAAAAGAGGUUACGGCCCCGAUCGGCUGAACUUCGAUAACAAGGAGCUGGCGAAAUUGUUCCUAGAGGAGCUGCAGGACGGGUCCUCGUAUAAUUUAGGGGAUUUGAACGACGAAGCGUACAUGGACGCUCGCCAGAUGAUGUACGAUCGGUACAGAGGCGAUCGAGGCAACAGGAUAUACGAGAAUUCAGGUCCGAUGUCGUGGGGGGCAUUGUUAAGCAAAGAGUCUAUGGGCCGAAGUCAGGGUAGAGAGCCUGACGAAAACGAUUUUGGCGAUCGAGAACAAGACCCGAAUCUAUUGUACCUGUCCAUGGGUGAACGAAGAAAUGUGAAUGGUGGGUAUCCCAUAGAACGUCCUCUGAGGACGUACCGAAAUAUGGCUAAACGGUACCCUGUUGCCAAGAGGAGUCCAAAGCCUACAUCUACCAAGAAACAAAUUACCGAUCCCAAGGUCGCACAAGAUCUGGGAGCGUUGUUUGGCAGUCAAGCGACGGAUAAUCAGAAUCACUCUCACACCCACAAGCAUGAUCACGAUCACGAUCACGAUCAUGAUCACGAUCAUAGUCAUGACCAGCAUGGGGAUCCCCAUAAACACGAGAGUACCUCAGAAACGCCGAAGGUAACUCCGCCGCCGAAAGGGCAAACGGAAAACGGGACGAAGUCAAACAAGUCAAAAUCUAUCGAGGUGAGGAAAAAGAGCGUCGAUUGGUCGCAGUACUUCGGCAUUGACAGGAGAAAGAAGAAAGCUACGUUCACGGCUGGCCAAGGGACACCUAACCAGGACGACGAGUGGAUGUUACAGCGAUACUACGAAAACAUGGUGGAGAAUCUGAAGGCAAAUGACCGCGAGUACGAAAAGGAAGCGAAUGAGAGGAAGGACAGGCUGAACCAGCUAGAUCCGAGACAGAAAACCAUCAGGGACCUGAUUGUCGAAGAAGCAUUAAAAUACGGGGACUCGAAAGAUGGUAUAGACAUGCAGAAGGUGAAAGACAAGGUAAUGGCACGAAUGGCUGCUGCGUAUUCCUUCGAAAAGAUGAGAAAAGCACUGAAUGAGCUUAGGAACUGGAUGGAAGCUCAAAGGGCCCGUCAGAAUCAAAAUCAGACCUCGAACUUUCGAGAAAAUGCUAAUAGCCCUAAAUCCAAGGAGAAACGCGUCAAUAACUUGAUCGAGGCUGAAGCUGUGGAAGAAAACAGAGCCUGUCCAGAACUAGAACUGAUCGAGAGACGAUGCAGAACGGUGGAUGCUUUAGGUGGAGACGAAUCGCAGAUGCUCUACCUUCCUUGUGUCAUGCUUCAGAUCUGCAAAGCCUGCGUACAGAACGACUUAGAAGAGGAAUGUUUAGGUAAUUACGCAGUGGAAGCGGGGAAGAUCUGCGACGCGCAAGAAAUCAGAGAGGGGCCGAAAAGCAAAGAGGCGUGCGCCAGCACGGCAUUGAUAUUGUCGCAGUUGCAGACCCCGGCGGCGAUUUCCGAUCAGUGCCGUGUCGAUGGGAAUGACUCUUGCUUGCGGCGUUACCAUUAUCGUUACUGGCGUCGUUAUCUCAACUACCCUUACAACGGGCGGCAGUUGGACAGCUACGAUAUGGCUGGUUCUCAACAGUCGGACCGAUAAAAGACCAGUAAAACGGUGUAGAUCAAGUGUGACGACGCGACGUCCACGACAACACCGCAUCGAAGAUCCUCUGUCGAGAAACGUGUGUGACUAUCCAGCAAAUUGGUGAUCUCAGAUCGAGCUUCAUUUCUAUAGUCGACUUUCAGUAUUUCAGUAUUUAUUUCGUCUGCAAGAAACCCGAAAGAGAGGGAGAAACAUCGAGGUCGUAGGGGUUGAGGGUGGGCCGUACGAGAAUGCUGAGAAAGAGUCUCACCUUUUAUCGAGCGAGUAGUUUCACUUAUAACGAAGGGGUCGAACGUUCGGAAUAACUUUCAAAGUCAGGGAUUCGAGAACACGUCAAUGAAGAUGGUUCAAAUUCAAUGUGGCUUCGAAUUUUCACCCGUAUAAUUGUUUACAACAGGCUGACUCUAUUCCGUAAACGAGUAUAUCGUUUAGCGUAACUGAAACGAAAGAUGAAACGACUGAAUUUCAAGCCUGACGAACGUUCCACUUGCGAGAUGCUUUUCCUCUUUAAAUGGUAUGGAAUAGUAAAACGCAACGAUGCGGGACAAUAAUUGACUGAAAUUUUCCUUCGUGAGAAUACGCACGAAUGUAAGAAAUUUCUAAAGUCUCGAGUAAUACGAUCGCAAUAAUUGUCCUAUUAACUUUUCGAUCGCAAGAUUACUGUAAUUUUUGAACAAAUAAAAAUUUGGAUAAACGCCUCGCAAGAAAAUUGUAACAGGAAAAUACAUUGAAACAGUCGUGUCGAGUAACGAAGAGGAUAAGUGCUAUUGCGUUCAAUUCAUUUCUCUUUUUUUUUUUUUUUUUUUUAAAUAGGAUGAUGACUUUCAGCAAUAUUCUCGCAGUCACAGAGUUAAAGGUUCAUUCUCAAAAGUUACUUUGUUCUUUGAGUUUACUCGAAUACACGCUUCCACGCAAAUGCUUCCACAUAAGAGCGGUGUUGCGUCAAAGUAUCUUGUUUAUCUGUUCUUCUUUUCCACCCAUCAAAACGGAACGUAUUAGGAAAUAUUUAAUAAAGUUUGGAAAGGACGCCAUUAAAUCUAUUCUCGUGUAAAUUUAUAUUUCGUCGGACAGAAGGAACCAAAAAAAGAAGGGAAAAAUACGUGUAUCUAUAUUGUCUGUCUUUGCGUUAUAAAAGCCAUGAAUACAUUCUAUGUGUCCUAUAUUCGAAUGUAAUAAAUAUAUUUCAAAGUAAGUGUA